Molecule: messenger RNA, 2373 nt
Organism: Somion occarium
Lineage: Eukaryota; Fungi; Basidiomycota; Agaricomycetes; Polyporales; Cerrenaceae
Source: the annotation of a GenBank genome assembly
GUUUAGAAUCAGACUAGCUUAUUGUAGGUGUCACGCCUUUCUGCUUCAUAUCCAGUUAUUCGCGCGUUCAAAAAGCUCGGAAGAUGCCGCAGUAAGAACAAGGAUGAGACAACAUCAGCACAACGAUAAAUCGCAUGUACAUACCGUAUGUCAGACCCUCGCUGUUCACCUUCUGAGUUGAAUGGUGUCAAGUCGGACCCUUUAGCUGCUAGUACCCUUACUAGAUCUAGUAAACGACACGCGGACGUUGUCGAGUCAGAAAUAUCAUCUAUUCAAAACGAUAGCGGCAGGCACCUCAAACGUCUUCGUCUGGAUGGCGAAGGUGUCGUAGCGCAUUCAUUACCUGACGAUGGUCAGCUCAGAUCUCAUUCCUCCGCUUCCGCUGUAACCUUCAAGCGAGCCCGAGAUGAAGAUAUACUAGAACGAGAUAUAAGUCUGGCUGGGGUUGAUGAUAAAGGGUCAUCCAAACAGACUUCUUCAUCACAUGCAGUUGAUUCUAAUGCAGAAUCUGGGUCAUCUGCAGCUUGCGAUACGAAUGUCGUCGGACGUUCAAAGCGGCCCAUCUCAUCCGUGUACAAAACGGGAUCCCAGGACUCUUCAACUGAUUUAGCGGACCAGGAUAAAGAUAGAGCAACCAAGCGUAUUCGACUGCAGGAGGAAGAUGUUUUGGCAGGCUCAAUCGAGAGUAAUGCCAAGACAUUAUUGCUACCAGUGGAGUUGCAUGAUCUAAUACUUGAACAACUAUGGGAGAACACAAACUUCGAGUGCACUGACUCUACCACUUUUAGGGCUUGCGCUCGUACGUGUAGCGUAUGGCGGGCUGCUGCUCGGCCGCACAUCUUCCGCUUCGUUCACAUAAAUCGCAGGAGCAAGCUUCUCCAACUGUCCAAGCUAAUUCAUGAUGAUCCGAGCAUCGCAAGUUGGAUACGCAAAGUACGCCUAGAGGGGGUCCCGCCGUGGAACACAGAGUCACACUCCAAGGAGGCUGUACUCGAUGAAAGUCUUGAUCGUUGGAUCCUUGACUUUCCAGCAACGUUCAAUACGCCUUUAACGAAUGUUCGGAUUCUGGAAAUUAUGUAUCUCUGCCAAAGCUCGGUAACGCUCAAGGAUCAAAGAGCAUUCGCUCGCUGGAUUCCGCAGCUCAAAGAGCUGCAGUCGGUCCAGGAGUUGAACGUGCUGCACGGCCAGAUGAGCCCAAAUACUAUAACAGCUCUUAUUCGCGCUUUCGGGCGGUUGGUGAAACUUGGCCUUUGUGAGGUCAAUUUCGGGGAAUCGAACAAAGCACUAGUCCAACGGAAGUACCCCGUAGAGUCACCGGGCAAUAAUUCUACUACAACUUCCACCAAGGCCGUACGUAUUCAUCGUACAUGGGUAAAACCAGUGCCAUACCCUCUGUUGCAUCCUCAUCCGUCCCUGCAAUCACUCUUCCUGGGCAACGAGUUCCUAUCAGACAUCAACCUGAAGCUUGAAACCUUGCGCCGGUGUCUCAAAUCUGAUGAUCUCUCUCGAACUCUCAGUUCGUUGUAUAUUGGUACCCUCAUUCCAUCAGAAUAUCUAUGCAAAUUCAUCACCAGACUUGGUCCAUCUUCUAUGUUAGAAUCGCUGAAGAUACCUCUCCGAGACGUCCUUCAACUUGCUGUCAGUCUUGGAAAGGCGGUCUCUAAUUUGCACAACCUCAAAACUCUCUGCAUAUAUACACCAUUCCUGAAUUCUGAACAAUCUGACGUGAUUCGCCACUUUCUCGUCCUUCUCGAUGCUUCUCAUCUACGACGACUUUCUAUCAUGAUUGAGAUAGGCGAACCAUUUGAAGAUGUGGAAGUGGUCGAUGAGACGGUCGCCAGUGAGAAGUUCGAAAGCCUUCAAGAGUUCGUUAUCGAGAUCGUCGAGAAGGGUGACUGGACCAUGGAAGAAGUACAGGAUGGAAUCAAGGCGUUGUUUCCGUUGAUGGAAAAGAAGGGUAUUCUACGUGUCGAACGAUGGAUAGCCCCAUAUUUAUACCGAGUCGCAACUCAUCCGUCCCCUCCUUGGACCAUCAUUGACCCUUACUACUAGGUUCCUUCCUCCGAUCCUGCCUAGCUGUAAAUGCAUCAAUCAUGUUUAAUUAGAUCGAGGUGACACUGUGCUUAGAUGGUACUCGCUCUCGAACUUGAGCUCUUCAGAUGCAUGAAGACCCUUGUCAGCGUCAUCGCCCGAAACCUCACGACUACGUUUGAUCUUCGUACCAUGAUUGUCGUUCAAUUUGGAAUAUCUGGGAAGCUCAACUACAUAUUAAGAAUAGAGCUCAGCAUUUGCGUUGAUGCUCAGGAGCAGAUGAGACGAGUUCCUCCUCAGAGCACCACACCCUGGCCACGGUAAUCAAGCAACACUCGUUGC